AUGCGUCUUACGGAGAGCGCAAACGCGACACAGCGUCCAGACGGCCAUACGCAACGGUAUGACCGACAGUUGCGGAUCUGGAACAAGACGGGACAGGUAUGUCUGGAGCAGGCACGCGUGCUUGUCGUUGGCGCCUCGUCUCUCUCGGCGCAAAUUCUCAAAAACCUUGUGCUACCAGGUCUCGGAGGUUUCACCGUGCUGGACGAUGCACUUGUGACGCUGGAAGAUGCAGGCUCGAAUUUUUUUCUGGAGCCUCAUACAAGUGUCGGGAAACCGUAUGCGGACGAAAUGGCGCGCCUUCUUGCCGAGAUGAAUCCGAGCGUUGAACAUGCGGCGUGCGUUGUAUCACCGGCUGCGAUGCUUACGUGCGAUCCAUCUUAUUUUACCAAGUUUUCACUCAUCAUACUUGUGCGACAGCCUUGGGAUGUGCAAGAGCGUGUCGAUCGGUUGGUGUGGGAGCAUAGUCCAGCGAUUCCUGUGCUCAGUGCCGACAAUGUAGGCUUUCAAGGCAUCUUUCGGACCAGCGUGCGCGAGCUUGGGAUAAUAGAAACACACCCCGAAUCACUCGUGGAUCUUAGGCUUACGCGGCCAUUUCCAGCGCUCGAGGCGUAUGCGGACUCGUUUGACGUUCAUCCUAGCAGUUCCCUCGACAUGGGCCAUAUUCCCUACGUUGUCUUGCUUCUCCGUGCGCUUAAGGAGUGGAAAGAGACGCAUGGAGAGCUGCCUUGGUCGGCUACGCGUGCUGAUUUUCUUGCGUUUUUACAGCGCCGGUGCCCUAGGCACGGCGAUUUGGAGAAUUACGAUGAAGCGCACGCGGCACUGGCGCAGCAUGUAUGGCGACCAUUGCAAUCUCCUGCGAUUCCACCGUCCGUCGAGGGCAUUCUGAACGAUAUACAAUCGCUCAAUGUCAACCAAAAAUCGUCUAUUUUCUGGUUGCUGGUCGCGGCGCUGCGCGCGUUUGUCGCCGAGGAGCACGUCUUGCCGCUCCCUGGAGCACUUCCCGAUAUGAAAGCGACGAGCAACACGUAUGUUGCACUUCAGCAGGUGUAUGUGACCAAAGCACGCCAGGAUCUAGACAAAUUUACCGCGCACCUCGAUCGCAUCUUGGAUCGCUUGAUGUUGUCACGCGACGCGCUGGGACUGGAUGCAUCGCAAACACGCACAUUUGUGAAGCACGCUGCGCAUUUGAAACUUGUGCGUGGACGCUGCCUUUCGCAGCAGCGCACAGAUCCAGAUGUCGGUGCAUUUGCAGCCGCAUUUGCGGACCCAGUGAAUCCGAUCACGGUCCAGUUUUUGAUCGCUUUUUUUGCAUCGGACACGUUCCUUGCCAAGUAUGGCCGGUUUCCGGGAGAGGAAAACGCAUUUGAGCAAGACGCAGAUGCGCUUUUCAAUUGUGCAAAGGCAUACCUUGAUGAAGUACACUUUUCACUUAGUCUACCAGACGAGGCGCGAUUGCAAACGGCGUGUGAAGAGCUGGCGAGGAGUGCUCAUUCUGAUAUUGCGACUACGGCUGCUUUCCUCGGUGGUAUCGUCGCGCAAGAAGCGAUCAAAAUUCUCACUAUUCAAUACCUUCCACUAGACAACGCGUUGGUUUACGAUGGGAUCGUCGAAGGUGUUGGUAGUAUUCGGCUAUAA
Molecule: messenger RNA, 1635 nt
Organism: Malassezia vespertilionis
Lineage: Eukaryota; Fungi; Basidiomycota; Malasseziomycetes; Malasseziales; Malasseziaceae
Exons: 1
Coding region: 1-1635 (544 amino acids)
Biological process (GO): protein neddylation
Cellular component (GO): cytoplasm
Molecular function (GO): NEDD8 activating enzyme activity
Source: RefSeq, a predicted model, not a curated record